Messenger RNA from Monopterus albus (swamp eel), 8599 nucleotides. RefSeq names its product myosin-10-like. NCBI's taxonomy places the organism in Eukaryota, Metazoa, Chordata, Actinopteri, Synbranchiformes, Synbranchidae. Gene Ontology annotation, cellular component: myosin II complex; cytoplasm; myosin filament. Gene Ontology annotation, molecular function: ATP binding; microfilament motor activity; actin filament binding. The record is from RefSeq and is a predicted model, not a curated record. The coding region runs from base 227 to 6424 and encodes 2065 amino acids. The transcript has 46 exons. Gene Ontology annotation, biological process: mitotic cytokinesis; regulation of cell shape; actomyosin structure organization.
AGUGCGGUAGUGCGGUGCAUCCUCCCUGACCGGCGAGAGUUUGGUUGAGAGGGUGCUGGAUGGUGUGGGAGUACCACUGAUGAGAGAGCGGGCGAGAAGAGGGACUACUUUAGCACGCAUUGAAGGGCCAUUGCAUUAUUCUACUGGAUACUGUUAAACACCUGGACCCUGUUUCUACGUCUGUGCGUGGUUGUCUAGUGGCUUCUACUUCUAGUUUCCAGCAGCAAUGUCACAGAGGAGUGGGCAGGAGGACCCAGAGCGGUACCUCUUUGUGGACCGUGCUGUGGUCUAUAACCCAGCCGCUCAGGCUGAUUGGACUGCCAAAAGGCUAGUAUGGAUUCCAUCUGAACGCCAUGGUUUUGAGGCUGCCAGUGUUUGUGAAGAGCGUGGAGAUGAGGUGGUGGUGGAGCUGGCAGAGAAUGGGAAGAAGGCGUUGGUCAACAAGGAUGACAUCCAGAAGAUGAACCCACCAAAGUUCAGCAAAGUGGAGGACAUGGCUGAACUCACCUGCCUGAACGAAGCAUCUGUGCUUCACAACCUCAAAGACCGCUACUACUCUGGCCUCAUCUAUACAUACUCUGGUCUCUUCUGUGUGGUUAUAAAUCCAUACAAAAACCUACCCAUCUACUCAGAGAACAUCAUUGAAAUGUAUAGGGGCAAAAAGAGGCAUGAAAUGCCCCCUCACAUCUACGCCAUCUCAGAGACUGCAUACAGAUGCAUGUUACAAGGCUUCCAGGCUCUGCAAGCAAUGACUGACUGGGGUGAGAUCAGAGAGGGUGACCCCAUUGUGCUCUACAGUAGUUCCUUUAGGAUGGUACAUAUUCAGUGUAUUGAUGCCAUUUUUAAGAUCACCCAGCAGCUAAGGUGCCAAAGUAAAUUGCUCAUUCUAAACAGCUUAGUGUUUCACUGUUCUGAGGAUGUCUACUUGUGUGCAUUGUUUGUUUAUUUAUUUAUUUUGUCUCGCAGAGGAGAGUCGGGAGCUGGCAAGACAGAAAACACCAAAAAGGUCAUUCAAUACCUGGCACAUGUUGCCUCCUCCCACAAAGGAAGAAAAGACCACAACAUUCCUCCAGAAUCCCCUAAACCAGUGAAACUACAGGCACAAAAUGCAGCUAGUGGACCCCUGUUUUAUGGUGAAUUGGAACGACAGCUUUUACAAGCCAAUCCCAUCCUUGAAUCCUUUGGGAAUGCUAAAACUGUGAAAAAUGACAACUCAUCACGUUUUGGGAAAUUCAUUCGGAUCAACUUCGAUGUCACUGGAUAUAUUGUUGGAGCCAAUAUUGAAACAUACUUACUGGAGAAAUCCAGAGCUAUUCGUCAAGCCAAAGAUGAGCGCACCUUCCACAUUUUCUACCAGCUGCUGGCUGGAGCUGGAGAGCACCUCAGAUCGGAUCUGCUUUUGGAAGGAUUCAACAACUACCGUUUCCUGUCCAAUGGUAACCUCCCAAUCCCAGGACAGCAGGACAAAGACAACUUCCACGAGACCAUGGAGGCCAUGCACAUCAUGAGCUUCGCCCAUGAGGAGAUUAUGUCCAUGCUGAAAGUGGUGUCCUCGGUGCUUCAGUUUGGUAACAUUGUCUUCAAGAAAGAGAGGAACAGUGACCAAGCCUCUAUGCCCGACAAUACUGCCGCUCAGAAGCUGUGUCAUCUGUUGGGUAUGAAUGUAAUGGAGUUUACCAGAGCCAUCCUGUCACCAAGGAUCAAAGUGGGAAGAGACUACGUCCAGAAGGCACAGACUAAAGAGCAGGCUGACUUUGCUGUUGAGGCCCUGGCUAAAGCAACAUAUGAGCGACUGUUCCGCUGGCUGGUCCAUCGCAUUAACAAAGCCCUGGACAGAACCAAGCGCCAGGGUGCUUCAUUCAUUGGCAUCCUGGACAUUGCUGGUUUUGAGAUUUUCCAGUUGAACUCGUUUGAGCAGCUGUGUAUCAACUACACCAAUGAGAAGCUGCAGCAGCUCUUCAACCACACCAUGUUCAUCCUGGAGCAGGAGGAGUACCAGAGGGAGGGCAUCGAGUGGAGCUUCAUCGACUUUGGCCUCGACCUGCAGCCCUGCAUCGACCUUAUUGAGAGGCCGGCGAACCCCCCAGGAGUGUUGGCUCUGCUGGAUGAAGAGUGCUGGUUCCCCAAGGCCACAGACAAAACCUUUAUAGAAAAGCUGAUCCAGGAGCAGGGCACACACACAAAGUUUCAAAAGCCUCGUCAGCUCAAAGAUAAGGCCGACUUCUGUAUCAUCCACUAUGCCGGCAGGGUGGACUACAAGGCUGACGAGUGGCUAAUGAAGAACAUGGACCCUCUGAAUGACAAUGUGGCCACACUUCUGCAUCAGUCAACUGACAAAUUUGUGGCUGAACUUUGGAAAGACGUCGACCGUAUCGUGGGCCUGGACCAAGUGGCAGGAAUGAACGAGACAGCUUUUGGUGCCACCUACAAAACGAAAAAGGGCAUGUUCCGUACCGUGGGACAGCUCUACAAGGAGUCGCUCACCAAGCUGAUGGCCACACUGAGGAACACGAACCCCAAUUUUGUCCGUUGCAUCAUCCCUAACCAUGAAAAAAGAGCUGGUAAACUAGAGCCUCACCUGGUUCUAGACCAGCUGAGGUGCAAUGGAGUCUUGGAAGGGAUCCGCAUCUGUAGACAGGGCUUCCCCAACCGCAUUGUCUUCCAGGAGUUCAGACAGAGAUAUGAAAUUCUGACACCCAAUGCAAUCCCCAAGGGUUUCAUGGAUGGGAAGCAGGCCUGUGAGAGAAUGAUCCAAGCCCUGGAGCUGGACCCCAACUUGUUCCGUAUUGGUCAGAGUAAGAUCUUCUUUAGAACAGGUGUACUGGCUCACCUGGAGGAGGAGAGAGACCUGAAGAUCACUGACAUCAUCAUAUACUUCCAGUCUGUGUGCCGUGGAUAUUUGGCACGCAAGGCCUUUGCCAAGAAGCAGCAGCAGCUGAGUGCCUUGAAGGUCCUCCAGAGGAACUGUGCUGCUUACUUGAAGCUGCGACACUGGCAGUGGUGGAGGCUCUUCACCAAGGUGAAGCCUCUGCUGCAGGUCACCAGACAGGAGGAGGAGUUACAAGCCAAAGAUGAGGAGCUCAUAAAGGUGAAGGAGAGACAGCUCAAGGUGGAGAAUGAAUUGGUGGAGAUGGAGAGAAAACACCAACAGGUAAACACGUCUUCUAAUAUUCUAGCAGAACAACUCCACGCGGAGACAGAGCUGUUUGCCGAGGCCGAAGAGAUGCGAGUUCGACUGCUUUCUAGGAAGCAAGAGCUGGAGGAAAUCCUUCAUGACUUAGAGUCUAGGGUAGAGGAGGAGGAGGAGAGGAACCAGAGCCUGCAGAAUGAGAAGAAGAAGAUGCAGACACACAUUCAGGACCUGGAGGAGCAGCUUGAUGAGGAGGAAGCUGCAAGACAGAAGCUGCAGCUGGAUAAAGUGACAGCUGAAGCAAAGAUCAAGAAGAUGGAGGAGGACAUCCUGCUGCUGGAAGACCAAAACUCCAAGCACCUCAAGGAGAAGAAGAUGUUGGAGGACAGGAUUGGCGAGAUGACCUCCCAGCUGGCAGAGGAAGAGGAAAAGGCGAAAAACCUCGGCAAAGUGAAGAACAAGCAGGAGAUGAUGAUGGUUGACCUGGAAGAGCGUUUAAAGAAGGAGGAGAAAACCCGCCAGGAGCUGGAAAAGGCGAAACGUAAACUGGAUGCUGAGACUACUGACCUACAGGACCAGAUAGCUGAGCUUCAGGCCCAGAUAGAGGAGCUGAAGGUCCAACUGACCAAGAAGGAGGAGGAGCUGCAAGCUACUCUGGCCAGGAGUGAUGAGGAGGCAAUCCAGAAGAACAACGCCUUGAAGCAGAUUCGGGAGCUGCAGGCCCAGAUAGCGGAGCUUCAGGAGGAUCUGGAGUCAGAGAAGCUGUGUCGCAGUAAAGCCGAAAAAAUCAAGAGGGAUCUGAGUGAAGAGCUCGAGGCUCUGAAGACGGAGCUGGAGGACACGCUGGAUACCACUGCCGCCCAACAGGAACUCAGGACCAAGCGAGAGCAAGAGGUGGCUGAGCUGAAGAAGGCCAUAGAUGAGGAGACCAAAAACCACGAAGCUCAGAUCCAGGAAAUGAGACAGAGGCAUGCCACUGCACUGGAAGAGCUGUGUGAGCAGCUGGAACAGGCUAAAAGAUUCAAGGCCAACCUGGAGAAGAACAAGCAGUGUCUGGAGAGUGAAAACAAAGAGCUGGCCUGCGAGGUGAACAGUCUUCAGCAAACAAAGACAGAGUCUGAACACAAGAGAAAGAAACUGGAGGCCCAGCUGCAGGAGUUUAUGGCUAGGGCUACCGAGGUAGAGAGGGCCAAGGGAGAGCUGGGCGAACGCUCACUCAAACUCCAGACGGAGUUGGACACUGUGUCUGCUUUGCUGGAGGAGGCAGAGAAGAAGGGCGUCAAACUAGCCAAAGAACUAGAGCCUCAACAGGAAAAUAACGUUGAGCUGCGACAGGAGGAGACUCGUCAGAAGCUGAACCUGAGCAGCCAAAUCCGCCAGCUGGAGCUGGACAAGAACACCUUGCUGGAGCAGCAGGAGGAGGAUGAAGAGGCACGACGGAACUUGGAGAAACAGCUGCAGUCUAUGCAGGCUCAGGUGUUGGAGACAAAGAAGAAGAUGGAGGAGGAUGUGGGAGCAAUGGAGGGCCUAGAGGAGAUGAAGAGGAAACUCCAAAAGGACUUGGAGCUGACGAACCAGCGACUGGAAGAGAAGACCAUGGCCUUGGACAAGAUGGAGAAGACCAAGAACCGACUACAGCAGGAGCUGGACGACCAGAUGGUGGACCUGGACCAGCAGAGACAGAUUGUCUCCAACCUGGAGAAAAAGCAGAAGAAGUUUGACCAGAUGCUUGCUGAGGAGAAGACAAUCUCAGCUCGUUACGCUGAGGAGCGUGACCGUGCAGAGGCUGAGGCCAGGGAGAAGGACACCAAGGCUCUGUCUAUGGCCAGAGCUCUGGAGGAGGCUUUGGAGGCCAAGGAGGAACUGGAAAGGUUUAACAAACAGCUCCGUGCUGAAAUGGAGGACCUGAUGAGCUCCAAGGAUGAUGUGGGGAAAAACGUCCAUGAACUGGAGAAGUCCAAACGUACACUCGAGCAGCAGGUGGAGGAGAUGAGGACUCAGCUGGAGGAGCUGGAGGAUGAGCUGCAGGCCACAGAAGACGCCAAACUGCGCUUGGAGGUCAACAUGCAAGCCAUGAAGGCCCAGUUUGAUCGAGAUGUGCAGGCCAGAGACGAGCAGGGAGAGGAGAAGAAGAGGGCACUGGUCAAACAGGUGCGUGAGAUGGAGGUGGAGCUGGAGGAUGAGAGGAAGCAGAGAACUCUGGCUGUUGCAGCCAAGAAGAAGUUGGAGAUGGACCUGAACGAGCUGGAGGGACAGAUCGAAGCAGCCAGCAAAGGCAGGGACGAGGCUAUCAAACAGCUCCGAAAACUGCAGGCUCAGAUGAAGGACUACCAGAGGGAGCUGGAGGAAGCCAGAGCCUCCAGGGACGAGAUCUUCACCCAGUCUAAGGAGAAUGAGAAGAAACUCAAGGGCUUAGAAGCUGAAGUCUUACAGCUACAAGAGGACCACGCAGCCUCAGAGAGGGCCCGUCGACAUGCUGAACAGGAGAGAGAUGAGCUGGCUGAUGAGAUUUCCAGCAGCGCCUCUGGAAAGGUGUUACUGCUGGAGGAGAAGAGGAGGCUGGAGGCACAUAUCACCCAGCUGGAGGAGGAGCUGGAGGAAGAGCAGGGCAACACGGAGGUGCUCAACGAUCGCUUCCGAAAGACCAGCAUGCAGGUCGAAAGCUUGAACACUGAGCUGGCUGCAGAGCGCAGCGCUGCUCAGAAGAGUGAGAGCACUCGGCAACAGAUGGAACGGCAGAACAAGGAGCUGAAAGCCAAGCUGGCGGAGCUAGAAGGGGCUGUCAAGUCCAAGUUUAAGGCAGCCAUCACUGCUCUGGAGACCAAGAUCCUGCAGAUGGAGGAGCAGCUGGAGCAGGAAACCAAGGAAAAGGUGGCAGCCAACAAAACAGUCCGUCGCACUGAGAAGAAACUGAAAGAGGUCAUGAUGCAGGUAGAGGAUGAGCGUCGUCAUGCCGACCAGUACAAAGAGCAGAUGGAGAAGGCCAACUCUCGUAUGAAGCAGUUGAAGCGUCAGCUGGAGGAGGCAGAGGAGGAGGCUACCAGGGCCAAUGCCUCCCGCAGGAAGCUGCAGAGGGAGCUGGACGACACCUCUGAGGCCAAUGAGGGUCUCAUCCGAGAGGUUACCUCCCUCAAGAACCGCCUCAGACGUGGGGGUCCAGUCAGCAGCCUCUCCACCAGCCGCUCGGGCCGCCGCAACCUCAAUCUGGAUGGCGCCUCCAUCGACCUGUCAGAUGAUGAUGCCGACAGCCGCGCUGGCGACUUUAACGAGACACAAACCCCCAACGCAGAGUAAUCACAGCGACCCUACCAUUGAUUAACUACCCAUCUCCUCUUCACCUCGUCCAUCUGUGUCCUGUGCCCAGUCCUGCCCAGAAGCUCCUUGGCGUCAGCAUGGUCUCUCUCUCCACUAUGAACCACUGACUGGACAGAAGAUUUCCCCUCCCUUUGCCCUUUUUGUAUCUGUGAACACUACAGGGAAAAUCCACCACCCUCCCCUGAAGUAAAUCUUCCAUUCACAGGGGUACACGGACAAUUCUGCCUUACUCUGUUCUCCUCCGGUAAGCUGCUAGUCCUGGCUCGUCUGUCGGCCAUGUAUCAUCACAGCGUAACACCCUCGUCCCACCAGGCGUGAAGUUAUCUGUUCAGCUUAUUGAGAAAUGAUUGCAUAGAUACAAAGUGCUUUUAUACAUGUGAAACUGUGUGUGUGUGAUGUAGAAGGGGGCCGUGAGGUGCGCACAGUGUGUAACGUAUGUGAAUCCACUCCAUACGGGAAAUGCAAGACUACAAGGAGACAUAUUUCACUUUGGUAUUGUUUUAAGUGUUCUGCUCACUAGUUGUGAAGAAGCCAUCUCACCUCCACCACUCCAUCUCUGUCCAGUGUUCAAACUCUCCUUAAAUCCAAGCUCAAUGCGUCCAUGGGAUGUCUGCUGCUUGAGUCUCCCUCUGAUGUACAGACUGAUGUUCAGCUUCAACACUACAGGAGUGACCGACAGCUCGGGACCUGCAAAACAACAGCAGCAGCAUGGACUCUGUGAACUGCUAAUGUAUUACUGUGAAAAACGGUAUUUUAUAUUAUGUUGCUUUAUCUCAACAUUUAAUGAAGGAAUGUCUAUCUGGGUUUUCACUGGUGACUAUUGGGAACACUACUGGGUUGUUGCCCAGUGUGGAGUGGCAUGUGCGAUGAAUGAUGCAAAGAUAUUGGGAAAUGCACAGGAAGCAGUUUGAAUGUUUAACUGGAAACCAACAGGAAACAACACUCUUAACUGGAAGCACUACAGUGAUGCUCAGUCCAUGUUUUGAAUGUGAUAAUAAAUGGUCACAGCGUAGUUUAAUGUAAUUCAGUUAGAAAUGGUCUUUUUUUUGCCCACCACGUUUCAGUGUUUAUGCCUCACAUUGGUUUGUAUUAUCAUUACAAAGUUGCAGUUUUUCUUUAUAAUAAAUACAUGUGAUCUUUGGGACGCCAGUACUGACCACUGAUUGUAAGGUUUUUCUAAAAUCCUGAACUAUUCUAACCAUCUGGAUAAGAAAAAUAUAACUCCUAACUUUUAAGACAGCAUAGAUUACAAGUCUGAGGUGCUCAGAAAUAUGGACUUUUCAAUAGAUCUACAAUGUCACAACAGCUAUGUUUUAACCUGUGUGUAUCCCAGGCUGCAACUACUUGCUAAUUUAAACAAAGAUCGCAGCUGGAAAUUACAGUUUAUGCAACAUGAAACAAAAUUACACCAGGAGGUUCAAUCAUAUUUAAACAACAGUAACAUUUUUAAGAAGUCUCUGCUUGAAAGACAGCAGCCACCUCAAUGGUUAAACCACCCCAGCGUGCGAACGACUCACUGUGACAGUCACGUCCAUCAGCUGUUCUACUUUGAGUCUUUUCCUUUAAUUCUGGUUAGGAUGGUCGUCUAUAGCAGAGUCCUUAGCCCUUCUCAAAUACUAACACUUAACUAUGUUUCUUUAAAAGUGCCUUAGACACUAAAUAAGAACAUAAGAGGGCAAGAAUUUCAUUAUAGUUGUGGAAGAAAACCUAAUGAGCAACCAACCGGUACAUCAAGAAGAUAAUGCUUUUUUGUGCAGCCUAUUUUUGCUGUGCUUCUUAUAUCUGGUGUGUACCUCUAUCUUCAUAAUAACCUAGUUAGGGUGUUUGGAUCAAAAUCAGUAUUAGAAUUAAUUACGUGAGAAGCAGAGCCUUCGGCAGCUGUAUUUCCCUGAAUUAUUUUUGUCCUAAGAUUUUUUUUUCCCCCCCAACUCACAGGUGAAGACUUAGCACUGAAGUUUGGGAAAUGAUGGUUGGAAGCUUUAACAUCCACAAGUAGUUAACUCGUUUUUUUCCUUUAUUAUCAUGCUGGCUGUUGACAACCAAGCAUUCAACUGCAACUACUCCCAUCGUAUUAUUUCUUGUAUACCUGUAUUUCUAGACAGUUUUUUCUGUUUCCUUUGUAAAAGAAAAAUAAAACAUUCAUUGUAGCUGUGA